Molecule: messenger RNA, 1569 nt
Organism: Dama dama (fallow deer)
Lineage: Eukaryota; Metazoa; Chordata; Mammalia; Artiodactyla; Cervidae
Gene: TIMMDC1
Product: translocase of inner mitochondrial membrane domain containing 1
Exons: 7
Coding region: 196-1053 (285 amino acids)
Cellular component (GO): mitochondrion
Source: RefSeq, a predicted model, not a curated record
UUAGGCUUGGCACCGAGGGCCUAUGUGUCAAGCGGUGUGUAGGCGGAUAUGGCCGCAAAUUAACUCGGGGCUAGUGUAAAGAUACUCGCCCAUUCCUUCUUGCAGUUACCCUCGCUCAUCCCCUACCGCACCUCCGUGAGGCCUUGGCCUCCUAAGCGCCCAAGCGAGUGUCUGUCGACAGGUUCGGAGAGGGUCAUGGAAGCGCGGCCGCCGGCCCCACGGAGCUGCUUCUGCAGGACGCUGAGUCCUUUUCCUCGGGUCUUUGCUGCCGAAGCUGUGGCCGCCGAUCCCAAGGCUCUUGUAGAGGACCAGGAACUGUCUUCCUUCGUCUCAGAACCCCAAUACCCGGAAUCCGGAUGGGACCGCCUCCGGGAGCUGUUUGUCAAAGAUGAACAGCAGAGAACUUCAAAAGAACUUCAGGAUAUUUACAAGGCAGCAGUUUCAGCAGGCAUCAUCGGCUGGGCAUAUGGGGGAAUACCAGCAUUUAUUCAUGCUAAACAGCGCUACAUUGAGCAGAGCCAAGCAGAAGUUUACCGCAACCAGCUUGAUGCUGUGCAAUCUGCCCAUCGUGCUGCUACACGAGGCUUCAUCCGGUAUGGCUGGCGCUGGAGUUGGAGAACAGCCAUGUUUGUGACUAUAUUCAAUACAGUUAACACUGGUCUAAAUGUUUACCGAAAUAAAAAUGCCUUAAGUCAUUUUGUCAUUGCAGGAGCUGUCACAGGAAGUCUUUUUAGAAUAAACUUAGGCCUGCAUGGCCUAGUAGCUGGUGGCAUAAUUGGAGCCUUGCUGGGCACUCCUAUAGGAAGCCUUUUGAUGGCACUUCAGAUGUACUGUGGUGAGACAGUUCAGGAGAGAAAACAGAAGGAUCGAAAAGCAUUCCAGGAGCUGAAACUGGAAGAACGGAAAGCCAGACUACAAUUUACUGAUCUCCUCCCUGAAGAAAUUGAAAGUAAUUUACAGAAAGAUCGAUCCAAGGAUGACGCUCAGAAAAUUGAAGCACUGCUAAAUCUUCCUAGAAACCCUUCAUCAACAGAUAAACAAGACAAAGACUAAACAUGCUCUGGACUUGAAACUCAGUGGAGAGUUGAAGGGAGCUAUGUCACCGUGUCUAUAGUAUGCCAGUUGCUUGGGCUGCUGACACAUGUAAGCACUGGCAUCUGUAGUGGCACAGUGACUUGCUCUUGCUUUUUUUUAACCAAAAAUUGGGCUCUUGUACUCUUACUUUACUCUUCCUUAGAUUUAAGUACAUACUUGUAUCUGCAUUGAUUGAUCAAUAUAGAUUUCCUUUCUCUGGAUUUUACAGUAGUAAAUUAAGAGUUCUCAAAAGAUUAAAGUGGAAUUCUACAGGUUGUAAAUUUAUUCUUGUAGCCCUUUAAAAGAGUACUGUAGUGAUCACUAGGAGAAGGAGAAGAAAGAAUCAGGUAAGGCAGAUGAUCUGUGAAACCCUUGUGCCCUUGGGUCCUAGAAACAGUAAGAACCUAAAUGUGUAGUUGCGUUUGGUUUUGUUUUAAUACAAAUCAGAGAUGGUUCCUAUGCCAUUUGAAAUAAAAUAAAACUUAACAAAAAGGA